Messenger RNA from Diprion similis, 1936 nucleotides. Its product is annotated as probable cytochrome P450 6a13. The record is from RefSeq and is a predicted model, not a curated record. Lineage: Eukaryota; Metazoa; Arthropoda; Insecta; Hymenoptera; Diprionidae. Bases 109 to 1635 code for a protein of 508 amino acids. The transcript has 4 exons. Gene Ontology annotation, molecular function: iron ion binding; monooxygenase activity; oxidoreductase activity, acting on paired donors, with incorporation or reduction of molecular oxygen.
CAGUUUGAUUUCCGUUUGCAAAGUGAUCACUAGCACCGGUAUCUCCACACGUCAACCAAAAAGCAGCAAUUAAUUAAGUCGAGAAACCGAAUUGAUUACCGUGAAAUAAUGUUCAUCCAAAUUGUAGUUAACGCGUGUUUGGUAUUGGUCGGUAUACUGACUGUAUUAUACUUGUAUAUUCGUCGCCAAUUUACUUACUGGGAGCGACUAGGCGUGCCAUACGUGAAGCCGGACUCUUUUCUGGGCAACUUUGGGGAUUCCUUUAUGAAGAAGAGACCCAUGUCCGAAAUACUGAUUGAUGUAUACGAUAAAUCGAAGGGAAAAGGAUUUACUGGUGUAUGGAACUUUUUUUCGCCAACAUUGUUUCUGGCCAAUCCCGAGGUGCUGCGCGAUAUCAUGAUAAAGAAUUUCGACGCAUGGACCAACCGUGGAUUACCUUCGAAUCCAGAGUCCGAUCCACUUUCGCAGCAUGUAGCUGCCCUGGAUGGAAAAAAGUGGAAGGAUGUGAGAACGAAACUGACGCCAACAUUCACUUCUGCGAAACUCAAGCACAUGCAUUACUUGCUCCUAGAGUGCGGGAAGGACUUGGAGAAGUAUCUGGACUCGUUGGUUCCCAAAAAUGAGGCGAUCGAGGCCAGGGAGGUCAGUGCCAAGUUCACGACGGACGUAAUCGGCUCCUGCGCAUUUGGGAUUCAGAUGAAUUCACUGAGUGACGAAGACGCCGCCUUUCGUAAUAUGGGGAAAAAAAUGGUCGUUGGAACAAUCGGACAACGAUUUGCCAUUCUUGUGCUUCUGAUUUCGCCGUGGUUGUUCAAGAAACUGAAGCUCUCCCUAACACCACGAGUUGUGGAAGAGUUCUUCCUCAAAAUCACGAGCGAGGCCUUCGAGUAUCGAGAGAAGAACAACGUGCAGAGGCACGACUUCAUAGAUCUUUUGAGGAAUCUGAAAAACGUGGAUCAGCCACUUGGCGAGGGUGAAACAGUAUUCGAUGAUAAACUCCUGACUGCCCAGGCGUUUGUUUUCUUCGGUGCCGGUUUUGAGACGAGCUCUACAACGAUUGGAUACGCCCUUCACGAGCUGGCUGUUAACCAAGAUAUGCAAGACCGUCUGCGAAAGGAAUUGCGUGAAAUGAAGGCCUCUAAUCAGGGUGAAAUCACCUGGGAUGGUCUACAGGGUAUGAAGUACCUCGACAUGAUAUUUCAAGAAACGCUGAGAAAAUAUCCGGUUGUUCCGCAAAUCAGCAGAGUCUCAGUAAAGCCUUACCAACUUCCUGGUACGAAUGUGAUGUUACCGCCAGGAUCGAGAUGCAUAAUCCCAAUCUACGCCUUCCACCAUGAUCCGGCAUUCUUUCCGAAUCCUGAAAUAUUCGACCCCAAGAGGUUCACUGACGAGGCAAAGGCCCAGAGACGCCCUUUUACUUUUAUACCCUUUGGCGGUGGGCCCAGGAAUUGUAUAGGUUCUCGAUUCGCGGAACAACAGACGAAAAUUGGUAUCGUCAGUGCAAUCGACAAGUUCAAGCUUUCACUCUGCGAGAAGUCGCAAAAUCCUAUUCAGUAUAAAAAAGGCGCACAUUUUCUUCACGCGGAUCUCGGAGUUUGGAUCAAAGUAUCUCGCCUUAACGCUGAUAAUGAAUGACGACGUUUCUCUUCGUUUGAUGAAUACAACCGAUCGAAAAUUCCAACCCAAAUACAUUGCAGGAAGUGAAAAUUUUUGCAAGAAUUUUUACUUCACGUACAAACUAGUGCUACGAAGUUUAUUGACACAAAUGUCACUAAAAUAUAAUUUCCUGAUUAUUUCUAAACAUAGAUAUUUCAAUUUGUACCGUGUAUACGCAGAUGCAUUUAUAACAAAAAAAUAGCACAUUCCUUCAGAAUAUCAAACACGCUAGUUUGUAUGGACGAGAAUGUAAUAAUUUUAAACCUUAUUGACAAUGAGA